Cygnus olor (mute swan) is the source of this 4054-nucleotide messenger RNA. RefSeq names its product zinc finger protein 280D-like. NCBI's taxonomy places the organism in Eukaryota, Metazoa, Chordata, Aves, Anseriformes, Anatidae. Gene Ontology annotation, molecular function: DNA-binding transcription factor activity, RNA polymerase II-specific; RNA polymerase II cis-regulatory region sequence-specific DNA binding. Gene Ontology annotation, biological process: regulation of DNA-templated transcription. The record is from RefSeq and is a predicted model, not a curated record. The transcript has a single exon.
ACUAGCAGUGCCUUGCUUGAUGCACCCCAGGAUACGGUUGGCCCUACUGGCUGCCAGGGCACACUGCUGGCUCAUAUUCCACUUGCUGUCAACCACAACCCCCAGAUCCCUCUCUGUGGGGCUGCUCUGUUAGCAGACAGCCUGUUAGCAGACCUGUAACCAAUCCAGUGAUGACACAGCCAGUAUCACGAAAUCUCACUGUUCCUGUAGUGGCUCAACCUGUAUCCAGGCCAGUGACUACUGUAACAACACAGCCUGUAAUAGUCAAUCAAGAUUAUAUUAUGGAUUCUCCACCAGCUGCACCAGGUAAUACAUCUGGUAUACUGUUUGCUGUGAGACUGAACUCGGGAGUUCCACAGUACCAGACUGGGCCAUCAGUGAAUGUAACAGGUACUAAUGCUACAUCAAGCACUAUUAAAAAUGGAGGACCUUUUCCAUGAGCUUGUCCAAAGCGCAAUAUUGACUUCAAUCUUAUGGGUCCUUUAAAAAAUCAUAUGAAGUAUUGUUGUACAGAUAUGGUAAAUAAUUUCUUCACGGGAGUGGCCAAAACAGAAUGUGCAAGUACAACAAGCAAGAUCAAUGACUCUGAGAAAGGAAAAUUGAUUGCGUUGGUUAAUGACUUCUAUUAUGGGAAACAUGAAGGUGAUACCCAGCAGGUACAACAGGAGCAGAAGACUCAUACAACAUUUAAGUGCUUCAGCUGUCUGAAGGUUCGUAAAAAUAACAUAAGGUUUAUGAACCACAUGAAGCAUCACUUAGAGCUCGAGAAGCAGAGCAGUGAAAUCUGGGAAAGCCACACCACCUGCCAGCACUGUUACCGUCAGUUUCCCACCCCAUUCCAGCUGCAGUGCUAAAGGGAUGCAAGACACGGACUCCUGAUGGCUCUUAAACAGGAGACCUUUAUCGCCAUUUUUCACCACUACAUAUACUUUCCCCGUAGCCCCACGCACUGUCCACAAGCCUGAAUCUGUCUUACAAUUGGUUAGAGACCCUCAGGCACAUGCCUCGAGCCAGCCAGCAAUUGGCCACUGCCCAAAGCUCAUCUUUAACACUGUAGCCAUUUUACUUUAUCUCGACCUUGCUCAAGUUUUUGGUUCUAUCGCCGUUUUCCUCAUUAUCUCUCAGGGACGUGUGAAACAGCGCAAAGCUCCCUGCGAAUUCCUUUCCCCACACAGUGCCACACUGAAAGUACACGCACGUCUUAUGAAUCAUCUACUGUUUGUAAAAUCUGUGAAUUAUCCUUUGAAACAGAAAGUUCUUUUGCAACAUAUGAAGGACAAUCAUAAGCCAGGUGAAAUGCCAUUUGUUUGCCAGGUAUGCAACUACAGAUCCUCAGCUUUUUCUGAUGUAGAAACAUUUCAGGACAGUUCAUGAGAAUACAAAACAUUUGCUGUGCCCAUUUUGCCUCAAAGUAAUAAAAAUUGGAGCACCACAUAUGCAUCAUUAUAUGACGCAUCAGAAAAAAGGAAUAUACUGUUGCACUAAGUGCAGACUGCAAUUUUUGACUUGCAAAGAAAAAAUGGAUCACAAGACUCAGCAUCACCGAACAUUUAGAAAACCUAAGCAGUUAGAAGGAUUGCCUCCUGGAACAAAGGUUACUAUUCAAGCGUCUGUUGGAUCUCUUCAGUCAGGAUCUUCUGUUAGAAUGAGUAUAUCCACAUUUCAGCUAUCACCUAAAGCUAAAAAUACAACCACUAGAAAUCAUAACAGAUUUAAUACAAAUAAGUCAAAAGCAAACUCACAACCGUCAACUACACUGAAGAAGCAAAAUGCAUGGACCAACAGCAGCAGCAAAAAAAAAAAAAGUUAUGAAUACAGCACUGCAUAAUCUAAGGUAUCGUUUGGGAUGUCAGAAAUGCAUUGAGUGUUACUCAGAAAUAAAAGAUUUUGCAAGCUACUUUCCUACAUAUGUCCGUUGUACCUUAUGCAGGUACAAUACUAGCUGUAGCAAAGCCUAUGUGAAUCACAUGAUGAGUUUUCACAGUGCUCGUCCAAGUAAAAAAUGUUGGAUCUACAAGAAGCAUUCAGAAGAGCUACGAGGUGUGACUGUAGUAUGUCUUAACUGCGGUUUUCUGACUGAUGGUUCUGGCUUAGAUAGCAUGGCCACACAUCUGAGUGAAAGCCACACUCAUACUUGUCAAGUUAUUAUAGGGAAUGUUUCUGUAGAUUUGCCAACUGCUGAACAAGUAUCUGAGGGAGUCGAAAGUGAGCAGGUAUCCUGUACUGCUUUCGCUCACUGAUAUGUCAUUGUGGAGCAGCAAAUUGAACCUAGUCGAGUUUGGGAUUAUUUUGCAAACAAGAACAUAAGUCUUCAGAGGAAACAAAAGAAUGCAAUAGAAAUCAAACUAAAAAAGUUGCAUCGGUUGAAAAGAACGAAGAAAACUCAUCAUUCUCAGGUACAAAAAAUGUUCCCAAUUUGGAACUCCAUGACAACAGCUCCAAGAAUUCUUUGCAUGAGAAAGGAGCAUGUUGUGAUUCAGAUAGUAACAGUUAGUAGACAAAGAACAACAAUAUGUUCGUGGUGAAAGUGAGUUGAAAACUUGCCAAAGUUCAGAUGAUGGUGUCUUGACUGACCAGACUAAAGUACAAAACUUGGAUGAAACUACACUUGCAGCAACAAACACAAAGGACUUAAAACUAACGUUGGGUGAAGAUGUUAGUUUUAAGUAGUUCUAGAGAAAAAGAAAUGAACCUAAAUCCCUUAGUUCAGACAUUAGUGAACAAGGCAGUAUUCAUUUGGAGCCUUUGACUCCAUCAGAGAUGCUAGAGCAUGAAGCGACUGAAAUUCUUCAGAAAGGUAAUGUUGCACCUUCAUCAAAGAAAGCUGAACAACCCUCUGAACGAACAGACGAGACUUCUAAUGAAAGCAGUCCCAACAGAAUGGAAACAACUGUAAACAAGACAGAUGAAAAUGAAACAAGCUGAAAUUGUGUUCUUUUUAUGGUUUAUUAUAAAUAAAGGUAGGAACACCAUGCAUCAUUCCUGACAAGUGUGCUCAUUGUUGCUCAUAGGGUUUUUUAAGAGAGAGAAAGAGGCACAGCAGGGAAACUUUGCAUAUGAAGGUAGCAUGUACAUGUAUAUACAACUGAAUUAACUAAGUUUAUGAAAGGUAACACAUUUCAAUUUGUCUGCCUGUCUGUUCUGUGUGGUAUAUCUUAAGAAACCAACAUUUGAAAGGAGGAAUAGAUUCUAUUUUUUUUACUCUCACAUAAAGUGAUUUGCUAGUCAAGAAAAGAUUUUUAAAAAUCCUCAAGUGAAACGGUGGAAUUUAGUAUGAAUUCAGUUCUGAUGCUGAAGUGGAGCACACUUUUAGCAAUGGCUGUUGGUCUACUGAUAAAUUGGGUGAACAGAAAGCUUUGGAUUUGGUGUCACAUUCCUGUCUGUAAAAGCACGUAAACAGAAUUAUAUGAAUCUGUGCACCUCUGUACAGGUGUAAUCCUGUCAGACUGUAAGCUUACCUUAAUAAACUUUCAGUGAAAGUGGAAAUACUAUGACAAAAUAUAUGUUUGUGGGGUUUUCAAUGUGCAGGCUGUGCAGAAAUACCAAGCAUAAUUGUAUAAAGUAGGACAUACUGCUGAAGGGAUUAUAGCUGUUAGGCUUUUACCAUUGUUUUAAAUAUUCUUAGCGGUAGACCCAAAGGAGUGGUCUGUAAGUCAAACCGAAGUAUGGUUUAAUGUAAACAUUGUUUUCAGCAAAAAGAAGGAAAACUCCAAACUGGAAAUACCGGCUGGCAUACGUUCUGCCAUUUUGCAGCUGCUACUUGCUAACUGUUACAAAAAGGACACGAGAGCACAGGAAUGUACAGUUCGAUUUCAGGACUUUUUGUAGUCUGUUAUGUACAGAAAGAUAGCUGCUGGUUUGGGGUUGGUUUCUUUAUAGCUAGCAGCUAGGUGUCAGAUUGCAAAUGACUAGCAGUAGCUUGCUCUUAGGACUUCAUUGCCCAUUUGAAACAUUCAGAAUGUGCUUUUGACUUAGUUUUGUUUCUAAUGAAAGUUAAAUGGUUUGAACAGCUGUUAAAGCACUGCUGUAAAUUGUUACUUUUUGAGUAAAUAUU